This is a messenger RNA of Tachyglossus aculeatus (Australian echidna), 2592 nucleotides long. Its product is annotated as cilia- and flagella-associated protein 251-like. The transcript has a single exon. The coding region runs from base 1 to 1386 and encodes 461 amino acids. The record is from RefSeq and is a predicted model, not a curated record. Lineage: Eukaryota; Metazoa; Chordata; Mammalia; Monotremata; Tachyglossidae.
AUGGCGGCCGCCUCGUCCUCCUGCGGCUCUCCGUCGUCCUCCUGGUCCGGCCCCGUGGGGCUCCUGGCGACGCGGGGGCGCGCGGGGCCCGCUGAGGAGACGCGGGGGCGCGCCGGCCUCCCUGACGGACGGGAGCGCGCGGGGCCCGUCGAAGAGGAGCGGGGGCGCGCCGGCCCGGCCGAGGAGGCGCGGGAGCGCGCGGGGCCCGCUGAGGAGAUGAGGGAGCAAGCGGGGCUCGCUGAAGAGGAGCGGGAGCGCGCGGGGUCCGAGGAGGCGAGGCGGGAGCGCGCCUUACUCGCUGACGGACGGGAGCGCGCAGGGCCAGCUGAGGAGAUGCGGAAGCGCGCCGCCCUCGCUGACGGACGGGAGCGCGCGGGGCCCCCUGAGGAGAUGCGGGAGCAGGCCGGUCGAGCCGAGGAGGAGCGGGAGCGCGCGGGGCCCCCUGAGGAGAUGCGGGAGCGCGCCGGCCUCGCUGGCGGACGGGAGCGCGCGGGGCUCGAGGAGGCGAUGCGGGAGCGCGCCUUAUUUGCUGACGGACGGGAGCGCGCGGGGCCCGCUGAGGAGAUGCGGGGGCGCGCCAGCCUCCCUGACGGACGGGAGUGCGCGGGGCCCGCUGAAGAGGCGCGGGAGCGCGCCGGCCCAGCCGAGGAGGAGCGGGGGCGCGCGGGGCCCGCUGAGGCGAUGAGGGAGCGCGCGGGGCCCAUUGAAGGGGCGCGGGAGCGCGCGUGGUUCGAGGAGGCGAUGCGGGAGCGCGCGUGGCCUGCUGAGGCGAUGUGGGAGCGCGCCGGCCUCAAUGACGGACGGGAGCGCGCGGGGCCCGCUGAGGCGAUGCGGGCGCGCGCCGGCCUCGCUGACGGACGGGAGCGCGCGGGGCUCGAGGAGGCGAUGCGGGAGCGUGCCUUAUUUGCUGACGGACGGGAGCGCGCGGGGCCCGCUGAGGCGAUGAGGGAGCGCGCCGGACUCGCUGACGGACGGGAGCGCGCGGGGCCCGCUGAGGCGAUGCGGGAGCGCGCGUGGCCCGCUGAAGAGGCGCGGGAGCGCGCGGGGCCCACUGAGGCGGAGGAGGAGCGGGAGCGCGCGGGGCCCGAUUUAGAGGAGGAGGAGGAGGAGGAGGAAGAAGAAGCGGAGCCCCCGGGUCGGGUGGGCCCGGAUCGCCUGGGGCGGCGGUUCCGGUCGUUCCGUUACCGGGCGUCUCUGGGCCCGCGGGCGGCCUUCGCGCGUCUCCGCCGCCUGUCGCGCCAGUGGCUGCGGCCCGACGUGCGCACCAAGGAGCAGAUCCUGGAGAUGGUCGUCCGAGAACAGCUCCUGCACAUCCUGCCCCCGCAUCUCGCCGCCAGCGCCGCCAACAAUGCCACACGGCGACCCGACGCCAGGAUCACCGGCUGACCCCCGGUACCCCACGGCGACCUCCGACCUCCGACCCCGACGGCAGCAUCACCGGCUGACCCCCGUUCCCCCACGGCGACCUCCGACCCCGACGGCAGCAUCACCGGCUGACCCCCGUUCCCCCACGACUUCUGACCUCCGACCCUGUCGUCAGGAUCACCGACCGACCCCCCCCUUCCCCCCCAACGACCUCUGACCCCGAUGUCAGGAAUACCGGCUGACGACCCCCCCCCCAACAAUCUCUGACCUCCAACCCCACCACCCGAUGCCAGGAUCACCGGCUGCCCUCCCCCACAAUGACCUCUGACCUCCAACCCCGCCCACCACCCCAACAUCAGGAUCACCGUCUGACCCCCACCAAUGAUCUCUGGCCUCCAACCCCACUCACCACCCCGACAUCAUGGUCACCGGCUGACCCCCGCCAACGACCUCUGGCCCCCGACCCCGCUCACCACCCCAACGUCAAGGUCACCGGCUGACCCCCACCAACGACCUCUGACCUCCAACCCCGCUCACCACCCCAACGCCAAGGUCACCGUCUGACCCCCCCACGACCUCUGACCUCCAACCCCACUCACCACCCCAACAUCAAGGUCACCGGCUGACCCCCCCCCAUGACCCCUGACUCCCAACGCCUCAUCCCCCCUCAAUGACCUCUGAUAUCCAACCCCACCACCUGACAUCAGGAUCACCUGCUGACCCCCAUCAUUCGCCCCCACAACGACCUCUGACCUCCAAUCCCCACCCCCUGACAUCAGGAUCACCAGGUGACCCUCACACACACACACACACACACAAUGAUCUCUGACCUUCGACCCCACCUCCAGGCCAGGGCAUCCUCCUCCACGCCCACCCCAGGGGGUCCCAGAUGCCCUGCCCACCCCCAACAUCCUUCCCUGCCCUGAGGGGGACCACCUGGGGGGUGUCCAUCCAGCCUCCCCCUCGCAGCUUGAGUUUGUGCUACCAUUCUGCUACCCUUCCGCCCGCGGCCUGGGUCCUGGAUGCCCGGGGUCGGCCCCUGAGAUGCCCACCUUUCAGCGGCGGGCCGGGCAAGAGGGGCUGCUCCCGUGCCCCCCGACCCCCUCCCACCCGCCCCAGUGGCCCGGAGUGAACGGGAGGGGAGGAGGCGAGGCCUCUGAGCAGCAGUGGGUAAGCUUUAUUCCAAAUGUUACGGCAAAAUAAAACCUUCUCUCCGCUGUACAGGCA